GUAUAUAGGUCAAAGGCAUGAUAGUGGGUAAUUUUGCUGAACUGUUGUUAACCAUUAACCAACAACAGCAGCUUAUGAAACUAUUUAGCUUUUCAUAAUCAUAUGAACUGGAAAACAAAGUGAAUUCAGUGGAUACGCUUAAACGGAAGAGACUCAGAACAGAAAUAUAUCUUGUCUGUCAGUGAUGGACCACUUCAAAUCAAUGUUUAACACUCGUGGGAAUCAACUAGAGGAGACAUUUAAACAGAAACUUCACAUUUUGGAUGACUUGAAAACAAAGAUAAACACACUGAACUUAGAUUUUGACAGAAAGCAUCAGACACUCGCUGGUCAAGUAAAGAAACUCAGUAUCAUUACUGAUGAACUGGAAUCCACACACAAGAACACUACAGUGGGCAGUUUGACUGGUGCAGCAAUGGGAGCAGCUGGAGGAAUCGCAUCCAUAGUGGGUCUGGCUUUGGCCCCGGUCACAUUAGGUGUUUCGUUAGCUCUUACUGCUGUUGGUAGUGUUGUUGGAGUAGCUGGAGGAGCAACAGGUACAAUAUGCAACAUCAUUAAUGACGCCCAGCAGAAACACCUACGUGAGACUAUUGAGAAGAUCACCAGUGAUUUCCAGAACACCAUCAAUGCAAUGUUUGAGAAUAUGAGUACGAUUAUUAAUAGCACAGAAUACAUUCAACAGCUGGUGCAGCAGGAUAUGGAUUAUUAUAUACCAGCAAGGAUGAUCCAGGCAGGUGUGGAUAAAGUGAGAGGCGUUUCAGCCAUUUUAGGACUCCCUAAAGCUGAAAUGCCCCCAAAAAGUCAAGGGUCUAAACAGUUUGACAAAGCUGUUAGUUGGACUAAAGACGCUGUCAAAGGCUUCCAGUUCUGUUCUGGUGCUGUCAAAAAAUUAGUUCAUCUUCAGAGGCUGUCAAAACUUUUCAUUUGACUUCAAAGGCUGCCAAAACUGCUCGUUUGUCUUCAGGAGUCGCCAAAACUGCUCGUUUGUCUUCAGGAGUCGCCAAAACCGCUCGUUUGUCUUCAGGAGUCGCCAAAACCGCUCGUUUGUCUUCAGGAGUCACCAAAACCGCUCGUUUGUCUUCAGGGGUCGCCAAAACCGCUCGUUUGUCAUCAGGGGCUGUUAAAACGGUCCGUGUGUCUGCACAGACUGCAAAAGCUGCCCGUUCAGCAGCGGCGGUCAGUGGUAUAAUCUCAGCUCUGUUCGUUGUUCUUGAUGUUGUUUGUAUUGUUCAAAAUUCAAUGGAGCUCUCUGAAAUGAAUCAAUCAGCAGACAAAAGAAAUGCCAAAAAUAUAAGAUCAAACACUUUGAAAUUCAUUCAUCAAAUGAGAGAAACAGCUGCUCAUUUUCAGAAGACUCUAGAUGAAAUUAAAGAUGCAAGAGACGAUGCUAUCGAAGAGUUUAAUAAAGAGUUGAAAAACGACACUUCUUUCCUGCUUAGUCAAAGGCGCAGAGUCAGCCAUAAUGGUCUAAUUUCAAUGAGCAUUAUUUUGAUCAGCAUUGUUCUUUUUUUUUUUAUUAUUCUAUAUUUCUUUGGAGUUCUUCACAAAUAACCGCUUGAUCUGAGGUUUGGAUUUUAUUGCUGUUUUUUUAUUAUAUGUUACCAUGUGUAAUGUAAUGCACCAACCUGCACUGUAAAGAGAAUUUUUCUACAGAGAAAACGAGUUUACCAAAUUACAAAAUUGAACCUAUACAUGUACAAACUGUGUUCAGAGGGUGCGGUGUGCCGACAGAGUCCAAGACGAUAAAGAGCCUUGAAAUGGACUUGGCCCUGGUUACACCUGCUAUUAAGAUGCAUUUUGGUCGAUCAAACCACAAGUAGACAGCACUAAAUACAGGUGUAAAUAGGGUCUCAAAUGUUUUGAUCUUUCCACUUUCAACUACUUCCAGAGGUAGUUGAAAACACAUUUGACCAGACUGCUGUCAUAGGGUGGACACUCAUGUGGUUGAAUGCGUUCAAACAGCUGCUACAGACACCUACUGACCUAAUGUGGAAAUAUUCUUUGGAAGGUUGAAUGGUUCACAAAUCUGUGGCGAGGUUGGGGAUCAAUUCCUAUAUCCAGAACAAAGGUUCAAUGAUGACACAACAAGUGGAAGUUACAGUGAAAUGCAUUAAUUAAGUUAAGAUAUGAAGAGUUCAUUUGCAAAAACCAAUAACUCCAUUUUUUAUUUUUUUUAGAAAUCACAUUUUUUAUUGCGUAUUCCAAGUAAUAUCAAUCAAACUGCAGUUGGGUUGUUUUGAUUAAGUAAUAACUAAACAAAUACAGGCAAUUUACUAAAUUAAAGCUCAUUGAAAGUAUGUUUUUUACAUAUUAAAAGUGUUUUAUAGCAAAAGCAGAUAACUCCAACAGUUGUUUUUGGCUCCACAUUUCAUGUUUUAGAGUAAAAAAACAAACACUCGUUUAAUCUUUGUAAUCUCCUCAGAUGACAAUGUAGAUGCCUGACAAACGUUGUUGUUGUUGUUGUUGUGAUCGUAGACUGUAUGGAUGUGAUUACACACAAUACACAGAGCACAAUUUUUCAAGGUUCCAUGAAAAUGUUUCAGCUUUUAUUUUCCUUUUCCGCCCUAAAGAAGAUGUCACAGGUUCAUCAAGUUUGUCGAAAUUAUCCAUCCUCGAUCACUUUUAGUCAGCUUUGAAGAAACUCCUCUCAGCUAGCACGUCUUUUCAAAGUGAAAGUAGCCUUGUCACCUGACAUAAAUACAGCGUGCUGAUUUGCUAAAAUGGACUUAUCGGCUUCUGUUCAAAAACAAGGGUGCUUCUCGGCUUUUGCAGUAAACCGUGACCUCGUGAUGCCUUGAAAGUGGACAAUACCGGCUUUUUCAGCAAAAUGUGUUUAGGGUUCAGAUCGCGCUGUAUGUAGAGAAUAAUGCGCGGCAAUCGGCUCUUUUUUGUAAGUGCUGUUUAUCGGUUUUUGCAAAUGAACUCUUCAUAUAUUUCUUCAUAUUUUGGAAUCUGAAGAGUGAUUGGGGGUUUGACCUAGUGGGGGUCGAUGUCUCAGGUAAACAUUUGAUAGCAGAAUAUACUGUUGUAUGUUUAGAUUUUGAAAUAUCGACCUCUUCUAACAUUGUCAAUAGUGCAGUAACAGUGUUUGCUCGUUUAGCCCGACUCCCAGAUAACAAAUCUGUACUUGUAUAUAAUAUUUUGCUUGCUAAUACUUAAGGGACUUUCCCCACAAAAAACAGCCUUAGCAUUAAUUUCCACUGUUCAAGAAGAGUGAGCAUUUAUGUGAAAAUCUGACGAAGAGCAUAAGUGUGAGGCUUGAUCAGUUUUGUUUCUAUUCUUUUUAGUUUUUGUCAUCAAUAUAUGAUGAAAAGGGGGGAAUUGUGGAAGAAAUUUUGUUAUUAUGUUAUGGAAUUGUAGUGGAAUGGUAAAAGGGUGUUGGUACGUGACAGGAGGGCCUCCACCCAAAGAUAGAAUAUGAUAAGCAAGUCUAAGAAUGUCGUUGAAAAUACCAUCGAGACUGUAAGAGAGAAAGGAUGCCCUCCCUUCACUGUCACACUCUGCAGACACUCUUGAGUGGCUGCAUGACUGCUGGCCUUUUCUUGCAAGAAAAUAAACCAUCUUUAAAGACAAUUGGACAUGUUUGUCUCUUAUUUAGUGAUAUCAUUUUUAUUUGCCACAACAUGCACUAGCCAGAUGGGAUUUAAACUUUCUCGGCUGAAGAGCUAAGUUUGGUUUGAAGAUGAAAAGCAAGCACAAUGUUCUCUUUCCAUUGUCUCUUAUUCAGUGAUAUAAUUGUAACCAAGUGGUAAAAAGUAUAAAAGUUUGUUUCUCCUUUUGCAUCAUUAAACAUAUUUUAUUUGAAUUUGCUGUUUUCUGUAAAUUUGUAAGUAAAAAAAAAAAAAAAAGAGAAACAGUGAAUACCUGCAUUUUCCUGGAGUCGUCAGUUUGGUGUGUGCAUUAUGCAUGAGAAAUGCGCAUGCGCUGUCGUCCUCAGACAUUUUGAGUGAUGCGCAGCGAGCAGUGCGAGGGAGACAUUAAGACCAUCAAAUGGUAAAUAUAGUAUUUCCUGCUAAUCUUUCUGUUAAAUAUCAUUCUUGGAUAUAUUUUGUUGUGCCAUUUCUAAGAGAUGUCAUAUUUAUAAAGUUAUAUCGUGUACGAGGUACGAUGGUAUGACGUCACACCAUGUGGUGUAGGCCUGUUCAACUGUGGUUUUACAAAAUGUAUUACACUUUUACAUUUUGCAGAUGUUUCAUGUGUUUUCAUGUGAUUGAUACUUUAUCUGAUUAUUUACACAGUGGUACAGCAUUAUGUUGAGGAUUUCAGCCCUCAUAAAGUGAAUGUGAGGUGUGAAAUAGGAGCUCAUCGUUGAGUGAGUGUUAUUUCCUUCUAUUUUUCACAUGUGAAAUGUAAGUGGGUAAUAUUACCAUGUACUUAUGAUGUUUUGUUUCUUUUGUAUAGUAUUCCCACUGCCGUAUUGUCAUAUUUUGCUGUAUAGUACCGUGUAAUUCCGCAUGGAUUUUUCUGGGGUAGUUUCUUUUUAGUGUAUCACAACAUUUUGGUGUUGAAGUAUUUUCUUUUUAUGUUUUUGUUUGACGGCUGUAUUUUUGUAGUGUCGUGUUUUGAUGGGUGAGAGUUUUGUUUUGCAUACACGCUAACGGACUGCGAAACUAAAGCUUGUAGUACUUCAGGAAUAAUUAUACACUGAAAAAUAUAGAGCUGUGAGAUUUAAAUUGCAUCCCCAGCUCUGUGUAUUCUUUCCUGUUCUGUUUUGUUUUGUUUCGGAACUGUUCUUGUACAUUCUUGGAAAACUUUUCAGAACAAAUCAUUCUUUUGAAAAUAUUAAGUGAAUAAACUACAAAGUAGGUGAACCCGCUA
Molecule: messenger RNA, 4818 nt
Organism: Onychostoma macrolepis
Lineage: Eukaryota; Metazoa; Chordata; Actinopteri; Cypriniformes; Cyprinidae
Product: apolipoprotein L3-like
Exons: 3
Coding region: 185-928 (247 amino acids)
Biological process (GO): lipid transport; lipoprotein metabolic process
Cellular component (GO): extracellular region; membrane
Molecular function (GO): lipid binding
Source: RefSeq, a predicted model, not a curated record